Camellia sinensis is the source of this 786-nucleotide messenger RNA. The record is from RefSeq and is a predicted model, not a curated record. Lineage: Eukaryota; Viridiplantae; Streptophyta; Magnoliopsida; Ericales; Theaceae.
AUGGUUGACUGCAAACCUUGUGCCGCCCCUAUCUCUCUGAAACUUCAUAUUUCCUCUGAUUUCUCUCUUCCUUAUCCUAAGUCCUCUCUUUAUAGGAGUCUCACCAUCACCAGACCUGAGCUGUCUUACGCUGUCAAUCAAGCUUGUCAACACAUGCAUUCUCCUACCAUUGCUCACUUUUCGACUGUCAAGCUGAUCUUGCGAUAUGUUAAGGGUACUCUCCAUUUUGGUCUACAGUUCCAUCCCAGUCAGUUUCAUUUGCACGCUCAUAGUGACUCAAAUUGGGCUGGGGACUCCACUGAUCGCCGAUCUACUUCUGGCUACUGUGUCUAUUUAGGUACCAAUCUCAUAUCUUGGUCCUCCAAAAAGCAAGCCACUAUUUCCCGAUCAUCCACUAAAACUGAAUACCGCAGUCUUGCUCACACUGCUGCCGAGCUGUCUUGGUUACAAAUGCUUCUAAUUGAGUUCUCCAUUCUUCACUCUACUUCUUCUACGUUAUCCUGUGAUAACCUCUCCUCCAUGUCAUUGGCUACCAAUCCCGUUUUUCACAGCCGAUCCAAACACAUUGAAGUCGACUGUCACUUUGUCCAUGAAAGAGUUGCUUCCAACAAACUUCUCCUCAAAUAUGUUCCUUCUGCUGAUCAAGUGGCUGACGUUUUUACAAACCCCUCUCUACUGCUCGGUUUUCCUUUCUCACUGACAAGCUCAUGGUUUCUUCAACUCCCAUUAGCUUGUGGGGGCAUGAUAGGGAGUAGUUCGUAUUAUGUUGGUGUGCAUCACAUAUGA